GUCAGACUACACUAUAAGCACUAUGAAUGACAUAAUUAUUUACAUUUUACAUUUAACUUGAUUUUCAUUACAAACUACGAUAUUUUAACUAAUGUUUACUAAUGUAUAGGUAACUAAUGUGUGGUUAGAUUAAAUUAUUUUCAUAAAAUAAUUCAUCCAAAUAAAAAAUUCAAGUAUGCCUCCAAAAAAAAAUACAAAUACUUCAAAAGCAAGUAAAUCAAAAGCUGUAGAAACUGGAAAAGAAGAAAAGAAAGGAGGAAAUGCUGUGAAAGUUAGACAUAUAUUAUGUGAAAAACAAUCAAAAAUUUUGGAAGCUUUGGAAAAAUUGAAAGCCGGGGAGAAAUUUAACGAAGUUGCUACUACAUAUAGUGAAGACAAAGCAAGAUCUGGGGGUGAUCUUGGAUGGAUGACUAGAGGAUCUAUGGUUGGACCUUUUCAAGAAGCUGCAUUUGCAUUACCAACCUCUUCUAUUAGUUCUCCAAUUUACACAGAUCCUCCAAUUAAAACCAAAUUUGGCUAUCACAUUAUAAUGGUAGAAGGUAAAAGAUGAAUAAUUUAUAAACAAUAUUAUACAUUUAAUAUAUAAAUAUGCUUGUAUCCAAUUUAGUUUUAUGCAAUUAUCAAUAAUUUGUAUAGUAAUGUUUAUUACAAAAUAAUAUUUAUUAAAUAAAUUUUUAUAUAACACAUCAUUUUACAUUAUCUUCUUGUAUAUAUUUAUAGUAUAAUAUUAUAACAAUAAUAUAAUUGACUUAUAACAAUUUAUAUAUUAAACAAAAAAAAAUUGUUUCUUUAUUUUAAAAUUAACAUCUACAUAAAUUAUAUAUUUAUAAAUAUACUUAAAAUUUGUACUUUUAUAGUAUAUAACAAAUAAAUUAUGAUAUAUAUUAAUAGUUUCAAAAAAUAAUCAUUGA
Messenger RNA from Heterotrigona itama, 911 nucleotides. The record is from the annotation of a GenBank genome assembly. NCBI's taxonomy places the organism in Eukaryota, Metazoa, Arthropoda, Insecta, Hymenoptera, Apidae.